AUGUACCUGAUCACUGUCUUUGGGAACCUACUCACCAUCCUGGCCGUCAGCUCAGACUCCCACCUCCACACCCCCAUGUCCUUCUUCCUCUCCAACCUGUCCUUUCUAGACAUUUGUUUCACCUCCAUCACCAUUCCAAAGAUGCUGGUGAAUAUACAGACUCAAAACAAAGUCAUUUCCUAUGAAGACUGCCUCACACAGAUACAUUUUUUCCUACUAUUUGCACAGUUGGGUGACUUCCUUCUGACAGUGAUGGCCUAUGACUGCUUCAUAGCCAUCUGCCACCCCCUGCACUACACAGUCAUCAUGAAUCCUCUUUGUGGACUGCUGGUGCUGAUAUCCUGGCUGACCACUGUCUCCUCAUUUUAUUGUACAGUGUUUAGAGUGUAUUUUACCCCUGCUGUUACCCACAGCUCACACUCAAGUGCAGCAGCCUCAAUGAUGUACACUGUGGUCACACCCAUGCUGAACCCCUUCAUCUACAGUCUGAGGAAUAAAGACAUAAAGAGUGCUCUAAGAAAGUUCUUUGGGGUGGCAGUUAUAAAAGGGCCAAUUGUCCUGGGGUGA
Molecule: messenger RNA, 567 nt
Organism: Balaenoptera acutorostrata (minke whale)
Lineage: Eukaryota; Metazoa; Chordata; Mammalia; Artiodactyla; Balaenopteridae
Product: olfactory receptor 7A17-like
Exons: 2
Coding region: 1-567 (188 amino acids)
Biological process (GO): G protein-coupled receptor signaling pathway
Cellular component (GO): membrane
Molecular function (GO): G protein-coupled receptor activity; olfactory receptor activity
Source: RefSeq, a predicted model, not a curated record